Necator americanus (New World hookworm) is the source of this 276-nucleotide messenger RNA. RefSeq lists its product as uncharacterized. NCBI's taxonomy places the organism in Eukaryota, Metazoa, Nematoda, Chromadorea, Rhabditida, Ancylostomatidae. The transcript has 2 exons. The record is from RefSeq and is a predicted model, not a curated record. Bases 1 to 276 code for a protein of 91 amino acids.
AUGGCCUUAUCGCUUCAAACAGACGUCGGACAACGGAAAUCAUCAGCGCCUGAAGAGCAGCGCCUACAAAAGAUGACAACUCUUAAAAUUCAGUUCGACUACGUUUUGUCAGGGAACAUCCAUCCUCCUAUCGGAUAUGAUUGGAGAAAGAAGUUCCGCCAACGUGUGUCGAUGUAUAUCCACACUAUAGACGGAACAAUGACAGUAUUAAUGACGCCAUCUCCUCCACCAUUUGUAUUCAAUAUGUUGGAAAGAUGCACAAUGAUCGAAAUCUGA